GCCGCGGCCAAGUCCGCCUUCUCCAAGUUCGAUGGCUCCCUCCAGAUCGACAUCAUCAUCAACAACGCCGGCUCGCCCGCAACGACAUGAUCCCCAACGUCAAGGUUGAUGAUUUCACAGAAACCUACCGCGUCAACGUUCUCGGCCCCUUGCUUCUAGUCCAAGCAGCCCAGCCUUACCUCCCCAAAGACCGCUCCGGUCGCAUCGUCAAUAUCUCCUCCGUCUCCUCGUCCACAGGCUUCGUAGGCCAGUCCGUCUACGGCGGCUCCAAGGCCGCCAUCGAGGCCAUGACCCGCACCUGGAGUCGUGAGCUAGCUGAGAACUGCACAGUCAACGCUGUCAACCCGGGCCCCGUGGAGGGACCGAUGUACGCGUCCAACUCGGAGGAGUUCCUGGAGGGCAUCGAGGGGUGGAUCAAGCACACGCCGCUGAUGAAGGCGCGGGAGGAUCUGCAUGGCAAGGAGGCUGUCGAGGAGGCGAAGCAGUGGCAUGGCAGGCUGGCGAAGACGGGGGAGAUUGCGGGUGUGGUGGGCAUGUUGUGUGGUGAGGAGGCGGGGUGGUGUACGGGACAGGUUGUUUGUGCUAAUGGGGGGAUGUUGAUGUUGCAUUGAAGGGUUUAUGAAGGCGGAAGGAAGCCGUCCAUGGCUGUUGUCCAGGACCUUGACAUUUCAUAGACUUGACAUAAGCGUCCAGUAUUCAUGAAUUCGGUAAUCCGAGACAUUUCUUGACGUGGUGUUUAGAUUCCGGUCUCAGAGUCCUGUUGCCCAUGGUCGUGAAUUCGUGAAGAUGGAGGAAGAUGAAAAGGGGAGUUUGUUUGUUUUCCUCAGGGGUCAAGGCUCAAGCAGUUGGCGGAUAGCAACCGAGUUACAGUGGACUGGGGACCGCUGAGUGAUAGGCGCAAAAGUGGGGCCCAACUUUC
This is a messenger RNA of Neurospora tetraspora, 919 nucleotides long. RefSeq lists its product as uncharacterized. Lineage: Eukaryota; Fungi; Ascomycota; Sordariomycetes; Sordariales; Sordariaceae. Bases 87 to 611 code for a protein of 174 amino acids. The transcript has a single exon. Gene Ontology annotation, molecular function: oxidoreductase activity, acting on the CH-OH group of donors, NAD or NADP as acceptor. The record is from RefSeq and is a predicted model, not a curated record.